ACUCUCAUUAUGAAUAUGACUGGUACUGAUGUGGAGAAUGUACUGCUUUGCUUUCCACACCAGCCUGACUCAUGUCCCAAAGUACAGCGUUUGUCUGCGAUUCAGGUGCUCAUGUACAUCUUAAUGCUGCCUACAAUCUUCAUGACUGUGUUUGGGAAUCUUCUGGUCAUCAUCACUAUUUCUCAUUUCAAACAGCUGCAGUCUCCAACUAACCUCAUCAUCCUCUCCCUGGCCCUGGUGGACUGUAUGAUGGGAUGUCUGGUCAUGCCCUUCAGUAUGGUGCGAUGGGUGGAAGGAUGUUGGUUCAUGGGUGACAUGUUUUGUAAAAUUCACUCUGGUAUGGAUAUGACCUUGAGUAUUGCAUCAAUUUUACACCUGUGUUUGGUAUCUAUUGAUAGAUAUAUUGCUAUUUGUGAGCCUUUGAAAUAUCAAAUGAAGAUGACAAACACAAUUGUGGUAUUUUGUCUGACUGUCAUAUGGCUAUUUUCAUUAAUGUUUAGCUUUGGCAUUGUGGUUUCCAAAGUUAAUGUGCAGGGUUUGGAGACACUUGCCAUGUCGAAUACCUGUCUCGGAUUCUGUGCUUUGACUUGCAACAAACAAUGGACUGUUAUAACUUCACUUCUAAACUUUUUCCUUCCAGGCACUAUCAUGAGCUCUCUUUACUUGAAAAUCUUCUUCGUUGCACGAAAACAAGCUAAAGUGAUUUGUGAGGGCAUAGCCGUGAUAAGGUCGAGGGAGGCGAAAGGACAUUAUUCAGAGCAGAGAGAGAGGAAGGCAGCCAAGACUUUGGGUAUUGUCAUGGGUUUUUUCCUUCUCUGCUGGCUCCCAUAUUUCAUGACCAAUUUGAUUGACCCCUUCUUUAACUUCAUGACCCCUGCUGACGUUUUUGAUUCUCUGAUAUGGUUAGCUUAUUUUAACUCUAUGUGUAAUCCUCUAAUCUAUGGAUUUUUCUACCCACGCUUUCAGAGUGCAUUUAAGAUCAUUUUAUCAAGAUAUUUUCACCUCAAUAACACAAAUAAUAUAAAUCUUUAA
This is a messenger RNA of Electrophorus electricus (electric eel), 1032 nucleotides long. RefSeq names its product trace amine-associated receptor 3-like. Gene Ontology annotation, molecular function: trace-amine receptor activity. Gene Ontology annotation, biological process: G protein-coupled receptor signaling pathway. The record is from RefSeq and is a predicted model, not a curated record. Gene Ontology annotation, cellular component: membrane. NCBI's taxonomy places the organism in Eukaryota, Metazoa, Chordata, Actinopteri, Gymnotiformes, Gymnotidae.